Lingula anatina is the source of this 3006-nucleotide messenger RNA. Its product is annotated as OTU domain-containing protein 5. NCBI's taxonomy places the organism in Eukaryota, Metazoa, Brachiopoda, Lingulata, Lingulida, Lingulidae. The record is from RefSeq and is a predicted model, not a curated record. Gene Ontology annotation, molecular function: cysteine-type deubiquitinase activity; K63-linked deubiquitinase activity. Gene Ontology annotation, biological process: protein deubiquitination.
CACUGUCGCCAUCUUACCAGAAAAUCCAAGAGAGAGAAACUUGUGUGAAAAAUAUCUCGAAUACCUGUUAGUAAGCUCCUAAAUUGUAAACUCGUCUGCACAAAUUAAUAUCUCAAGCAUCACAGAAUGACAAUCUUGCCCAAAAAGAAGCAAGCAAAGGAGAAGAAUGAACAAGAAUCGGGUGAACAUUCGCAAAGUCACAUUCACGGUCACAGCUCAACAACUGUUAGCGAGCAAAGGGCAGGAAGGGCCCGAAAUUCACCCCCUAGAUGGAGUCAUACUAGCUCUAGAGACAGUAAAUUAACAACCCACGACCCAGGAGGGACGUUUGAAGAGUUUGAAUCCCGAGAAGGGAGCUCUAGUCAUAAUAAAAGGCGUCACAGAUCUCCCACCCACAGUCACAGAAGUAGAAAGCAAAGGAGCGAGUCUCGGCCGCACAGAGAAGCGACGGGGCUCUCGUCACAUCCUAGCUGUAGUUCACAAAAUACUGCUGAUAAUGAAGAGUUAAAUGAAGGAUAUAAUAGUGAAGAUGAAUAUACCACACCCAAAUGUCGGGAAAAUCUAGAAGAGUUAGAACAGUGGUUUGAGGCUGCACUGCAGAAGAAGCGACACUUUGCUAUCAAAAAGAUGAAGGAAGAUGGAGCUUGCUUAUUUCGAGCUGUGUCUGACCAAGUGUAUGGCGACCAGGAGAUGCAUUCAUUAGUAAGAAAGCAAUGUAUAGACUACAUGAUGAAAAAUGCAGACUAUUUUUCUAAUUAUGUCACGGAGGAUUUUACAACUUAUCUUAACCGCAAAAGACUAGAUAGUUGCCAUGGUAACCAUGUAGAAAUGCAGGCAAUGUCCGAGUUAUACAAUAGGCCUAUAGAAGUUUACAAGUACACAACAAAACCAAUCAACACGUUCCACGGUGCAUACAAAACAGAAAACGAACCAGUACGGCUAAGUUACCAUAACAACUCGCACUAUAACUCUGUGGUUGACCCAUAUAAAGCCACAGUGGGAGUAGGCCUAGGGCUCCCAGGGUUUCAACCGGGGUCUGCAGAUAAAAACCUUAUGAAUAAUGCAAUAAAGCAGUCUGAAGACUUCCACAUAGAGCAGACUAUGUUAGACGAUAAAAUGCGAGAAACAGACUGGGAGCUCACCCAGGAGACCAUGGAGGAGCAAGUGGCUCGCGAGUCCUACUUACAAUGGCUCCGCGAGAAUGAGAAAAGAGCAAAAGGACAAGCAUCAUCUAAAAGUGCCAGUGCUACCUGUAGCAGCAGUUCUAUGGCAGAUGGACAGUCCUUCACCUGGAGGGAAGGGCUGUCACCUGUCAAUGUCACCACUCACGCUGUGCGGUCACCAAGAAACCGUAGCGCUAAUAACUCCGGACAGAACAGUCCGAAUAGGAUGGACACUUCUGAAGCUCUGCCGUCACCCCCGCCACCCAAGCUACCUGUACAGAAUGACCAAGGUGCGUGUGCUGGGUCCCCAAAGCCUGGGUCCAGUGGAGUGCUGAACCGAAGCCCCUCACCUCCUGGGGCCUGUGGGGGUGUGGCCUCUUUUUCUGAAACAGCUUCCAUUAUGAAUCAACUUCCACCAAAUGCAUUUAACCUUUCAGACUGGGUCACUGAUGAUGAUGACAUCCUGGCUCAAGUGAUGGCCCAGUCGCAACAAGAAUAUCUGGACAGUCUGAGGAAGAACGCUGCUGGCACAAGUAAACAAUCCUCAUCCAGCGGAAACAGCUAACACACACUGCAGGGCAGCAUAGGUUGAUAUAUAGGGUUUCUAUUUUACACUGAUCAGUAAUGCUUCUAAAAGUGGGAAGCAUUGUUAAGGUUUAAAGACCACUCUCAUUUACACUAAAGACGAACUCUUAUUAGUUUAUGACUACCCCAAUGGCAUAUUUCAGUGUUUAAAGGCUAUCAUAAUAUAUGCAGCAAAUGAAUCUAUUUUUUUUUUUUUUUUUUUCAUUUUUGAUGAAGGAAAUGGAGGGUUAACAUAUCCCCGAUUUUGAUGGGACAGUAAGUUGAGAAUUGUUCCAGUGUAGCAGGAAGCUGGGCUGGUCUAUCUGCUGUGUGAUCAUUUUGUGUCCGUGUUCUUCACAUUGUGAUGAGGAAUUGUGGCAUUAUAACAUUUGAUAUAACACAGAUAUAUGCAAUCCCUGUCAAUAGUUGGUUAAGACUUGCCCAGUGCCAUAAGCCACUGUGGUAUCUUUCUGAUGCCGGUGUUUGUAUGGAAUUCGAUAGUAGAUGCUUGACUGAGUUUUUAGGAUGAAAAAAUAUUCCUAUGAUUAAAGUGUGGUAUGUCAUUGAGAGUGUAGAUUUACUUGUGUCCUUCCAUUUCUGUGAAGUAGGGCAUACUAAUGAGCUUCCAUGCAAGAUAUUUGAGUUGUCUUGUGUUGGCACCAUUUGGUCAGGGGUGGUGGAGGGUGAACACUGCCAUAUCCUAGAAUUCACUGUGGGGGGAAUGGGGCACAAGGAAAACUUUUUCCUCACUCUGCUCAUCAGAUAUAAGCCAGUAGAGGAGGACUAUUUUGUAAGGGCAUGAAAGGCACAUCUUCACUGCUCUAUUAGUUUAUUUAUUAUGUACUUGAGUAAUUGGGACACACUCAGCGAUGAUGUUUGAUUGAUGGUUUUUGUGCUAGUGACUUUUCAUGUUACUUCUCACAUGUCAUUUAAACCACAUCAUAUUUGCUUUGCUUUGUUGUUGUAGGUAAAUACUUAAAACUGCUAAGAUAUACAAAGGUUUGCUGACCCCCUCCCCCUCUGAACAAAUUAGAUAGCAAGUGAUUAGUUGAUGGAAAAAAGUGCAUUUGGAAACUUGUCACAUAUAUAAGAAUAUCCUGUCAAUGGUGACACCCCUACUUUGCUUGCAGAAAAGAACCUUUAAAAAGUUGCUGGAUUUUGAAUAGAAAUAUUUGUGAAUGGGAAAAACAGUAGUAUUUUUUUAUGAAAUGUGGUGCCUGUUUUAGGACAAAAGGGCAAGGCCAAUGUGGCCAAAGUUUUAGGCAGAUACUUAACUUAU